This is a messenger RNA of Ziziphus jujuba (common jujube), 1545 nucleotides long. RefSeq names its product calcineurin B-like protein 10. The record is from RefSeq and is a predicted model, not a curated record. Gene Ontology annotation, biological process: calcium-mediated signaling. Gene Ontology annotation, molecular function: kinase binding; calcium ion binding. The coding region runs from base 357 to 1145 and encodes 262 amino acids. The transcript is spliced from 9 exons. NCBI's taxonomy places the organism in Eukaryota, Viridiplantae, Streptophyta, Magnoliopsida, Rosales, Rhamnaceae.
UUUGGCGAAAUAAUAAAAUUUACAUUUGGCCUCAUAGAAACACAAGAGAGUACUCAUCAGAAAGAAAGAAAGAAAGAAAGAAAGGAAUGGCUAUCUACGUCUGCCAAUGAGAUUCGCCAUUUGGGUCUACAAGGUUGUGUUUGUGUAUGAGCACUGACAGGCAAGAGGUGCUUUUCAUGGCCCUAACUUGUCCAUGCGCAAUCAUUACCUAAGUUUUUCUGUUGCCUAAAUCAUUCAUAGAACAGGAAAGGAAGGACGGCGAAGAAAUUUCGCGUUUACUAAGCUUUGCGGAUGCGACUGCGAAGAUGUUUUUAAGGGAGUACAAUGUAACUGGAUAAGGUUUAAGACUACUGAUUAUGUAUAAAAAUAAAUUUUGCUCGGAUGAGUUCUCUGAUACAACAAUGGAUUUUUCGAGAUCGAGCUCUUGGACGGUGGGAGAGCGAAUCUGCGCGGCGUUUGUACCAUUUAUAGCCAUAAUCGAGGCAUUGAUAUUCGCAGUGACCGAUUGCUUCAGCCACCGGCCGCGACCCUGGAAAGCACAACGCCGAUUCGACUACGCGGAUCUCUCGCGCCUCGCCGAUGAGUCAAGAUUUACUGUCAAUGAAGUGGAGGCAUUGUUUGAACUGUUUAAGAAGUUGAGUAGCUCAAUUAUUGACGAUGGUUCAAUUCACAAGGAAGAGCUUCAAUUAGCACUGUUCCAAACUCCAUAUGGCGAGAAUCUUUUUCUUGAUCGGGUUUUUGAUCUUUUUGAUGAAAGAAGAAAUGGUGUUAUUGAGUUUGAUGAAUUUGUACAUGCACUCAGUGUCUUCCAUCCCUAUGCCCCAUUAGAAGAAAAAAUUGAUUUUGCAUUUAGGCUGUAUGAUCUGAGACAAACUGGAUAUAUCGAACGAGAAGAAGUCAAACAAAUGGUAAUUGCCAUAAUGAUGGAAUCAGACAUGAAAUUGUCAGACGAACUUCUUGAGGCUAUCAUUGAUAAGACAUUUGCUGAUGCUGAUUCGGACAAGGAUGGUAGAAUCAGUAAAGAAGAAUGGAAGGCUUUUGCCAUUCGGCAUCCAAGCCUCUUGAAGAACAUGACUCUUCCUUAUUUGAAGGAUGUCUCCACAAUCUUCCCAAGUUUCGUUUUUAACACUGAGGUUGAAGACUGAGAAGAGAAUUUGAAAGCAUUUUGUUCACCUUCAGUUUUGUUUAUGUGUUUUGGCUUCAUGAUUCAAAUGCGGUUAUCAAAACUGACGGUGUAAAAAGAAUUCAAAAGAAGCCAAUAGAACGUUCCAAAGCUCCACCAUUUUGGAGUAUACACUCGGUGAACUAUUGAUAGGUAAUAUCAUAAAGGAAAGAAAAAGUAUUGACGAGGCAUCACUAAGGAGACAUUGUUGCUCGUGACUCAUGAGCAUGAAUAUUGAUUCUCGAAUGAAAGAUAAAAAUAAACAAAAAGAAUAUGAAUUGUUUUCAUAUGAUAAGCAAUUUAGAAGAAUUUUAAAGGAUAAUAAUGACAUUAUCAUUAUUAUUACAUCGGUAUAAUUUUUAAAAUUUAACAAUUACGAAUGA